AUGUACAUAGACUACAGAGAAUUGAACCAAUUGACAUUGAAGGAUAAGUACCCCAUCCCACUAAUAGAUGACUUAUUGGAUGAAUUACAGGGUGCUAUGUACUUCAAUCUUUGUUUAAGGUGGACUUAUGAAUAUUUCAGGCCUUAUUUGAGGAGGUUUACUCUGAUUUUCUUUGAUGAUAUAUUGGUGUGUAGUCCAAAGUGUGAUGCAUUAGGAGGGGCAAUUGGAGCUGUCUUACAACAAGGUGGUAGACCUAUUGCCUUCACUAGUCAAUCAUUUUGUCCUAAAAAUCAAGCAUUAUCUACUUAUGAGAGAGAAAUGAUGGCUAUUGUGUCUACCAUUAAAAAAUAG
Tripterygium wilfordii is the source of this 351-nucleotide messenger RNA. RefSeq lists its product as uncharacterized. The transcript is spliced from 3 exons. NCBI's taxonomy places the organism in Eukaryota, Viridiplantae, Streptophyta, Magnoliopsida, Celastrales, Celastraceae. The record is from RefSeq and is a predicted model, not a curated record. The coding region runs from base 1 to 351 and encodes 116 amino acids.